GCCACAGCUCCGCCAUAUUGCAGGAAAUCCUUCUGAGGUUUAGAGAUUAGCGUUUAAUCUGAGGAGCUGGGAACGAGAGUGUGAUUGGAAGUUACUGCUAGCCAUAUGGUUAGCUCGAGUGGGCGGGUAGGUCGCGCAAUCGCUGUUCUCACACGACAGGACAUAUGUUUAUUAAGACAAAUCGCCGUGGUUCGGCACGUUAUUAUUAUGCCGAACUCUCUUAUGAGAGUCUAUGAGAGUCUAGCUAAACUGGCGAGUUGACGUUCUGACUCUGAAAAGUGGAAAAUCGGAUUAACGUUCAAGAUUGCGCACCAAACCCUAAUCAUUUUGUGUCACUGGCUCCCGUUGCUACGAACCCAAGGUAUCUGAUAGAGAAAAACGGAUAGAUAGAUAGAUAACGUAACGUUAGGUCAAUGUCGGCAGGAAAACACAGAUACCAGACUCGAUUCUACUAACGUUAGUUUAUCAGCGACGAUCGGUGUUAGCGAGGGCAAGUGUUCGCUGGCGAUGUUAUGCUGCCCUGUGACCCGUGAACCCAGCUGUUGUUCAGUGUUGACUAAAUUAGCUGUGUUAGUGCGUUAAACCUGCCCGCUGGUCUGAAUUUGAACAGUUCUCGGACCCUUUGGAGUCAUUGGCUGCUUUGCGAUCUCUCCUUCCUCGGACUGGCAGCAGCAAACAAGGAGGGAAUCUUUGCUCAUUUGCUGGCUAAUAAACCUUGACUGAACUGUGAGAAGAUGUCGACUAAAGAGCCAAAAGAAAAGCUGUCGACCACCGAACGAAUUAUUAAAACAGUGCCACUGCCCCCUCACCAGCGGCUGACAGUGAAGGACCUAUAUGUGGAUGGUAAACCCAAUGCUGAGAUACUGAAGAACCAUUUGAUCAAAGAGGGACGUGUGGAGGAGGACGCUGCUCUGCGCGUCAUAAACGAUGGUGCCAACAUCCUAAGGCAGGAGAAGUGCAUGCUAGAGGUGGAGGCACCAAUCACUGUAUGUGGUGAUGUUCACGGACAGUUCUUCGACCUCAUGAAGCUGUUUGAAGUUGGUGGUUCCCCCGACAACACGCGCUAUCUCUUCUUGGGAGAUUAUGUAGACAGAGGAUACUUCAGUAUUGAGUGUGUGCUGUUCUUGUGGACGUUGAAGAUCAACCACCCCAACACCCUCUUCCUCCUCAGAGGCAACCAUGAGUGUCGGCACCUCACAGAAUACUUCACCUUCAAACAGGAAUGUAAAAUAAAGUAUUCAGAGAGGGUUUAUGACGCAUGUAUGGAGGCCUUCGACUGCUUGCCUCUUGCAGCUCUUCUUAACCAGCAGUUCCUCUGCGUACAUGGUGGCCUCUCACCAGAAAUCAACUGCUUAGAUGACAUUAGGAAAUUAGACAGGUUUAAGGAGCCCCCGGCAUUUGGGCCUAUGUGUGAUUUGAUCUGGGCCGACCCAGGAGAGGACUACGGCAGUGAGAAGACGGCAGAGCACUUUAACCACAACUCUGUCAGAGGCUGCUCCUAUUUCUUCAGUUAUGCCGCAGUUUGUGACUUUCUGACAAACAACAACCUGUUGUCAGUAAUCAGAGCACAUGAAGCACAAGACGCAGGGUACAGGAUGUACAGAAAAAGUCAGACAACAGGCUUCCCUUCAUUAAUUACCAUUUUCUCAGCACCAAAUUACCUAGAUGUCUAUAACAACAAAGCGGCUGUAUUGAAAUAUGAAAACAAUGUCAUGAACAUUAGACAGUUCAACUGCUCUCCUCACCCAUACUGGUUACCCAACUUCAUGGAUGUGUUUACGUGGUCGCUGCCCUUUGUUGGUGAGAAAGUGACUGAGAUGUUGGUGAAUGUCCUAAACAUCUGCUCCGAUGAUGAACUCAUGUCAGAGGGAGAUGACUUGUGUGAAGGUGGAGCUGCAGCUCUCCGUAAGGAGGUGAUCAGAAAUAAGAUCCGUGCCAUUGGGAAAAUGGCCAGAGUCUUUUCCGUUCUCAGGGAAGAGAGCGAGAGUGUACUGACCCUCAAAGGGCUCACCCCAACCGGAACGCUACCUCUAGGAGUGUUGUCUGGAGGCAAGCAGACCUUACAGAAUGCCACCAUAGAAGCAAAGGAGGGUCAAGCCAUCCAAGGCUUCUCUCCUACACGGAAAAUCCGCAACUUCGAAGAAGCUCGUGGCCUGGACCGAAUAAACGAACGGAUGCCUCCUCGCAAGGAUGGCCAGCAACCUGACGGUACCACAGUUAAAGCUGCCAACGAGAAAAACGGCACUGACAGGAAUGUGUAAGGGGAGAUUUUGCACUUUUCCUCUCCUCCAUAGCAUUGUCUCCUUUCUCUGCCACGUUCUCCACAAGACAGACCCCUCAACUGCUGGAUCCUGCAGAGGAGGGCCUGGGAUGUGGAGAGGAAUCAUUCCACAGACAUGGAGAGAAAUCACUUACAACAAAGUACAAACAUGAGAUUUUAUUUAUUAAACGAAUUGUAUUAGAUGUACUUGAUAGCAACAUGUUAAAGUUGAUUUAAAAGUGUGCAAAAAAACAGGUAUACAGUCACAAUGUGUCAACCUUUAAACUGCAGUUUUGUAACUUGAGAGCGGAGAUGUGGGUUUAAGAUGCUGCACAGAUCAGAAGAUUUAGUUAAUCCCAGUUUUAUAAUAUUGUAUGUUGCAAUGUAUUUGGCAAGGGAUGCUGUGACUGAAUAUACUGAUGCAUGUUAUCAAUAAGCAUGUUUGUAAGGGAUUAUA
This is a messenger RNA of Carassius carassius (crucian carp), 2717 nucleotides long. RefSeq names its product protein phosphatase 3 catalytic subunit alpha-like. The transcript has 14 exons. The record is from RefSeq and is a predicted model, not a curated record. Gene Ontology annotation, cellular component: cytoplasm; calcineurin complex. The coding region runs from base 735 to 2261 and encodes 508 amino acids. NCBI's taxonomy places the organism in Eukaryota, Metazoa, Chordata, Actinopteri, Cypriniformes, Cyprinidae. Gene Ontology annotation, biological process: calcineurin-mediated signaling. Gene Ontology annotation, molecular function: calmodulin-dependent protein phosphatase activity; calmodulin binding.